Messenger RNA from Rotaria sordida, 930 nucleotides. The record is from the annotation of a GenBank genome assembly. Lineage: Eukaryota; Metazoa; Rotifera; Eurotatoria; Philodinida; Philodinidae.
AUGGAUGAUAUAUCACCAUUUGAUUAUCUUUCAUUUAUUUCUACAAUAAUUAUUUGUUUAACAUUUUCUAUUGUUUAUGUAUUGGGUUUGUAUGUUUUAUCUCCAUCAUCACGUCGAUAUGAACGUAAUCAUCCACAUGUGAUUAGUAGAAGAUUUUUUGCUGUAUUUAUUGUUUGUUCAUUAAUUUAUUUAUUUUUAAAACAUACAUGCAAUCCAAAUAUAAAUAUAAAUACAUGGUUAGGUUUUCGAACAAAUAUUUCAUCAAUAUGGAUAUUAUUUUUCUAUCCAACUAUAUUAACAUUACUGUUAUAUUUUGGUCCAAUUAUACAAUGGAUAGAUUUAUUUGAUUGGAAAUAUUAUAAAUAUAAUUGGAAAUAUUGUUUAGUAUAUCAUAAUACCAAUGACACACUUAUAUUUAUUCGAAAUUAUCUUGUUGCACCAUUUACAGAAGAAUUUGUCUUUCGUUCAUCAAUCUUAUGUUUACUUUAUUCCCAUGUAUCAUUAUUUUCAGCAAUAUUUCUUUCACCAUUAUUUUUUGGUCUUGCUCAUUUUCAUCAUAUGCUUGAACAUUUUAAACAAAAUCAUCAUGAAAAACAUCAUCGAUUAUCAGCAAUGACCAUUAUACUUAUUCAUCUUUUUCAAUUUUCUUAUACAUAUAUAUUUGGUGUUUAUUCAUCAUUUCUUUUUAUUCGUACAGGUCAUUUUAUACCAUCUUUUAUUAUACAUACAUUGUGUAAUAGUCUUGGUAUACCUGAUUUUAUGAAUCUAAUUGAUAUGAACGAUGGUCAAAGAAAACGAAAAUUAGUUUAUAUGAUUUGUUAUAUUAUUGGACUAUGGUUAUUUUCAACGAAUUUAUAUUCUCUUACUCAAUCAAAUUUUUAUUAUUCAAAUGAUAGUAGUAUUGUUAUCUAUCGGCAUUGGUCUAGUUAA